AUGUGCCUCAGCAGUGGCUGGUACGUGGAUGCGCGAGAAACGGCCAACAUGGCACGAUUCAUUAAUCAUUCCUGCGAUCCCAAUUGCAUCUUGUGGCGGUUCAACGUGGGAGGGUACAUGCGAGAUGGGAUCUUUGCCCUGCGCGACAUUCAGCCGGGUGAAUUCUUGAGUUACGAUUACCACUUUGAUACCAAACAGGGCGACAAGUUUGUCUGCCGAUGUGGGAGUAAGAAUUGUCGUGGGACCAUGAAGGAGCAACAGCAAAAAAAGGCCGACACCAGAAAACCAAGGGCAACUGGAACAAGCAAAAAAGUACGAAAAAGCAAGAGUAUAUCAAAAUACAAUGCGCACGAAAACACAACGCGACGGGUGGCCAUGGUCCGGAACUAGACAGUGGCAAUACAAAGGGGGGAGACAAGGUAGAAUGGACGUCCAACGGUGUUCCCGAGAUUGAUCGGUUUUACGCCACUCGCUCCGCGUCUUUUUUGUGUGGAACGCAGUGCUGGGUCAAUUUUGCGUCUCGAAUGCUCGAAUGGAUGUCGUCGUCGACGACGUAAUCGGCAACCUCGCCUCUGCUGCAGCGCAACCCAAGGUUACCAUGGAUGUGCUGCCAUUUGAGCACUCAAGGCCGCGCUUAGAUUUGGCAGUUGGAAGGACGGGAUGAGGUACACCCGAGCUUAAAACGGAAAGAACAAGUCUUUCCGGUGUGGUUUGUGCCGGUGCUGCACUCAUGUUUAGCUAGCUAGCAAGUCAUUCUCGAAUCUAGCAAAAUGGUACCGUUACUAUGGUACUCGCCUGUUUAGCUACUAGUAACCGACAAUCGUUGUGCACUGCCCUUCAGCCCUCAAACAAACUAUCAUGUGGCCUGGUUUCGACAAGUUUAAGCCGUAGCCGAUAUGCCAAUGACCAGCCAAAGGAGCAAUACU
Molecule: messenger RNA, 926 nt
Organism: Seminavis robusta
Lineage: Eukaryota; Bacillariophyta; Bacillariophyceae; Naviculales; Naviculaceae
Source: the annotation of a GenBank genome assembly